Messenger RNA from Nanorana parkeri, 660 nucleotides. RefSeq names its product SLAM family member 5-like. The transcript has 3 exons. The record is from RefSeq and is a predicted model, not a curated record. The coding region runs from base 1 to 660 and encodes 219 amino acids. Lineage: Eukaryota; Metazoa; Chordata; Amphibia; Anura; Dicroglossidae.
AUGCAAGUUGUCCCCAUCAGAGUGAAUGGCCUUAUAAACCAGUCUGUCAUCCUGUCACCAUCUGUGGCUACAUCUCAUCCUGUGCAACAUGUCUACUGGAACCUCCAAACUCACACAAUAGCAUCUUUUACAAAUAGUCAACUUACUGUGAUAAGAAAUGAGUUUAAAGGAAGGCUGGAGAUACUGGAUGAUGGAAGAGCACUGAGGAUUGGACAACUAACACUGCAUGAUAGUGGCCUCUACUUUGUAACCAUAACCUUUAUGGACAAUACAAACCUUGACGCAUCCUACAAUCUCACUGUGUACGAACCUGUUCCUACCCCAUCUAUAAAAACUGAAGCCAUAGAGAAGACCAGUGACUGGUGCAAUGUGACUCUUCGAUGUUCAAUCCCAACAAACACAUCAUCAUUGUCCUAUACCUGGAAAUAUAGACAUGGAGACUCUGAUUAUCAGUGGUAUAAUAAUCCUGGAGACACAAUCCAGAUGUCACUGCAACUGGAGUCCUGGGACAUGGAGGUCCUGUGCAUAGUACACAACCCUGCCGACCAAAAGAAUAGCUCUCCAGCAAAAUUCUGCACGAACCGUAUGGGACAAUCCAGACGAACUGAAAAAGGUAAAGGACAAAUCACGAUUUUAAAGUAUAAGUCCACUAUUGUUUAA